AUGGACGGGAACGACGACGACAACAGACAGCCUACCGGCAGCACUAUUCCAUUCAUGCAGGAAGACGAAGCGCUUCAAGACGAAAGAUUCUUCAACACUGAUAAUGGUCCCGAAGAAAUCUUUUCUGUCGGCCGUCGUACCCAAGCCCAGGAAGCUAUUUCUGCCGAACGCCAAAGAUUUGCUCAUGGCCAGUGGGACGAUGCACUCAUGAAUAGAGGUGGAAACAUUGCCCCCGAGGCUCCUAUUGGCACUCGUGGCAAUAGAUGUAUUGCUCCCGAGGCUCCUAUUCACGCCAGUGGUCAUAGUACUUUUGAUUUUGACCAUGCUGGAAGGGGUGUUAGUAGUGUUGCCGAUGCGCGUAUUUGGAACCAAGACCCGACUCGCGUUGGAAAUAACAACAAUAACACUGCUAGUACCAGUGCAUCUGCUGCCCAACGUCACCAUAUCAAUCAAUCACUCGAGCGAGCCGGAAGAGGUAUUAGGGGAUAUCCUACUCCCGAGGAUAUGGCCCGUAUUAUUUGGAACCAGGCCCAAGCAGACCGUGCUAGAGGAGGAGGGCUGACCUUCCCGGACAGCAAUAUUCAUGGAAGCAACAUUUCCGGCCAGGCCGCCGGCCGCAGAGGUGUAGCUCAGAAUACCAGUGCAUCAGAAGCUAGAUCCUCUAUCUCAGCCAGUCUCUCCACCCAUGGACUGGCCACCGCAGCACCAAUGGCCCCAGCCGCACCCAUGCCCAUGCCCAUGCCCGCCGUCACCAUCCCCACCGCGUCCAUCUUCAUCACGCUGCAAACCAUCCAAAAAGCCGAGAACGGCACCACCUGGCACCUCAUCUGCGAAGAGCACAUUGCCAAGCGGCCCGAAACCAAGCAGCUCCGUCAAGGGCGCAGCAUCCCGCCACCCGCAGCCUCCGCCGAAUGGAACGUGUGGACGGUAGGGUCUCUUGAGUUCGAGCAUGUCCAGGGUGGCCUUCACCUCGAUUACCUUCGCGAAGUGCUUCUGCGCCAGGAUGGCGUCAGCCGUAAGAAGGUGAACAGGGCCACCCUGGUGAGCCUUGUUCGCGCUGAGAGGUGCCGUCAGAUCAACAGCGGGAUGGUGGUGAGGUGCCCUGUUGGGUGGGUGGAGGAUGGACACUGGUAUAUUUAUGUCCAGCCCAUCUAG
Molecule: messenger RNA, 1155 nt
Organism: Morchella importuna
Lineage: Eukaryota; Fungi; Ascomycota; Pezizomycetes; Pezizales; Morchellaceae
Exons: 10
Coding region: 1-1155 (384 amino acids)
Source: RefSeq, a predicted model, not a curated record